AUGCUUCCAGAUAAUUCAAUUUCUGAGAAGUUAAUUGAAAUAGAAAAAAAAGUUCAAACAAAAAUUUUUGGUGGACAAUGUAUUGAUAAAAUAAAUGGAAUAAAUAAUAUAAUUUCCGAUGAUGAUCACAGACAUAUUUUAAAAGAAGAAGAGGAAGAUAAAAAAUUAUUAGAAGAGGCAGAAAAAUUUGAUAAUGUAUUUUGUUUUCAAUCUUCUCCUGAUUACAUAACUGGUGGUAUCUUAAGAGACUACCAAAUUCGAGGUUUAAAUUGGUUAAUAUCACUUGAAGAAAAUAAUAUUAAUGGAAUAUUAGCUGAUGAAAUGGGGUUAGGUAAAACUUUACAAACUAUUUCAUUACUUGGUUAUAUGAAACAUUUCAAAGGUUAUAAUGGGCCUUUUUUAAUUAUUCUUCCUAAAAGUACUAUAGCUAAUUGGGAAAAUGAAUUUUAUAAAUGGUGUCCAUCAUUAAAAACUGUUGUCUUAAAAGGGACAGCUGAAGAAAGAAAUAUUAUAAUAAAAGAUUAUAUUUUAACAUCAAAAUUUGAAGUACUCUUAACAAAUUAUGAACUUAUUAUGAAAAAUAUGAAUAUUUUACAAAAAUUUACUUGGAGGUAUAUAGUAAUAGAUGAAGGUCAUAGAAUUAAAAAUGAUAAAUCAAAAUUAUCAGAAUGUGUUAGAAAAUUAAAGUCAACAAAUCGUCUUUUAAUUACCGGAACACCAUUACAGAAUGACUUGCAUGAGUUAUGGAGUUUACUUAAUUUUUUAAUGCCAGAACAUUUUUCUGAUUCUGAAGCAUUUGAUUCAUUAUUUUCAACUGAAAAUUGUUUAUCUAACAAUGAAGAAAUUGUUUUAAAAUUACAUAAAAUAUUAAAACCAUUUCUUUUGAGAAGAAUUAAAUCUGAUGUAGAAACAACAUUACUACCAAAAAAAGAAUUAAAAGUUUAUGUUGGACUUUCGGAAAUGCAAAGAAAAUAUUAUCAAAAUAUUUUAACAAAAAAUUUAGAAGUUAUUACAGCUCAAGGAAAAAAAGAAAAAUCUCGUCUUAUGAAUAUAAUAAUGCAUCUUAGAAAAUGUUGUAAUCAUCCAUACCUAUUUGAUGGUGCUGAACCAGGACCACCAUUUUUUACAGGACCACAUCUUAUAUAUAAUUCUGGAAAAAUGGUUUUGUUAGAUAAAUUACUUAGUAAAUUAAAAGAACAAGGUAGUAGAGUUUUAAUAUUUUCACAAAUGGCCAGAAUGCUUGAUAUUUUAUCUGAUUAUUGUUGGAUGAAAAAAUAUGAUUAUUGUCGUUUAGAUGGGCAGACAAGUUAUGAAGAUCGAGAAAAAAAUAUUAGAUCAUUUAAUGAACCAGGAAGUGAAAAAUUUAUUUUUUUAUUAACUACAAGAGCUGGUGGUUUGGGAAUUAAUUUAACAACUGCUGAUGUUGUAAUUUUAUAUGAUUCUGAUUGGAAUCCACAAAUGGAUUUACAAGCUAUGGAUAGAGCUCAUAGAAUAGGGCAAACAAAACAAGUAAAAGUCUUUCGUUUAGUUACGCAAAAUUCUGUUGAAGAAAGAAUACAAAAAGCUUCAGAAAAAAAACUUAUACUUGAUUCUAUUGUUAUACAACAAGGUAGAGGUUCGCAUUCUAAGAAAGGUUUAUCUGGUGAUGAUAUGUUAAAUGCUAUUAGAUAUGAUUGUAAUAGAAUUAUGACUGGUGAUGCUGAUUCUAUAACCGAUGAAGAUAUAGAUACAAUUUUAAAUAAAGCUGAAAAAGAAACUAAUGAUUUUAAUGAAGAAUUAAAAAAAGUAAAAGAAAAUAGUUUACGAUAUUUUUCAAUGGAUACAACCAGUUCAUCAGAUAAUUUGUAUAAUUUUGAAGGUACAGAUUUUUCCUCAAAAAAAAAUACAGAUGAAUUUUUUUUUGAAAUGCCAAAAAGAGAAAGAAAAAAUAAUAUAUAUGCAAGUAUUAAAAAUACAAUAAAAAAAGAAAAAGAAAAUAAAUUUGAAAUAUCGAUGCCAAAACAAGUACAAUUAAAAGAUUAUCAAUUUUAUCCUUCUCAAUUAAUAGAUAUACAAGAACGUGAAAUGAAUUAUUAUAAACAAGUAAAAGGUAUUCCUGCAGAGGUACCUUGUAAAAAUGAUAAUAAAAGUAAAAAAGAAAUAGCAAAAAUUAGAAAAGAAUUACAAAAAAAGAUAGAUAAUGCAUUACCACUAACAAUUGAAGAACAAGCUUUAAAAAAAGAACUAAUAAAACAAGGUUUUAGUAAUUGGGGAAAAAAAGAAUUUAAUAAUUUUGUAAAAGCAUGUGAAAAAUAUGGUAGAGAUGAAUAUGAAGCAAUAGCUUCUGAAAUAGGAACAAAAACAUGUGAAGAAGUUGUAGAAUAUUCAAAAGUAUUUUUUUUACGUUACAAAGAACUUCAGGAAGGAAACAAAAUCAUGGAACAAAUAGAGAAAGGUGAAAGAGCCAUUGAAAGGAGGAUAAAAAAUUUGAAAGCUUUAGAGUUACGUGUAUCAAAAUGUAAAUCACCAUACUAUCAAUUUCGUAUUAAUUAUCUUUCAGGAAAAAGUAGAACAUGGAAUGAAGACCAAGAUAGAUUUAUACUGUUAAAAUUUCUUGAAUAUGGUGGUGAGGGAGAGGAUGUAUAUAAUAAAAUUUACCGAGAUAUUGCUGAUAGUAAUGAUUUUAUUUUUGAUUAUUUUUUAUUAUCUAAAAGUACUACAGAAAUACAAAAAAGAAUACAUUCAUUACUAAGACUUAUUGAUAUUGACAUGAAUGGCAAAAAAAAUGACGACAAUGAUUCUUCAAACAGUAAAGAAAAAAGAAGUAGAAAAAGAAAACUUUCUGAAAGUACUGUUGACUAA
Molecule: messenger RNA, 2841 nt
Organism: Strongyloides ratti
Lineage: Eukaryota; Metazoa; Nematoda; Chromadorea; Rhabditida; Strongyloididae
Product: SWI/SNF-related matrix-associated actin-dependent regulator of chromatin subfamily A member 5
Exons: 2
Coding region: 1-2841 (946 amino acids)
Biological process (GO): regulation of transcription by RNA polymerase II; nucleosome organization
Cellular component (GO): chromatin; nucleus
Molecular function (GO): ATP binding; nucleosome binding; histone binding
Source: RefSeq, a predicted model, not a curated record